Messenger RNA from Schistocerca nitens (vagrant locust), 1032 nucleotides. RefSeq names its product neurofilament medium polypeptide-like. The record is from RefSeq and is a predicted model, not a curated record. The coding region runs from base 1 to 1032 and encodes 343 amino acids. NCBI's taxonomy places the organism in Eukaryota, Metazoa, Arthropoda, Insecta, Orthoptera, Acrididae. The transcript has 2 exons.
AUGGACGUCAGUGCCGUCAUAGCUGACGACUUACAAGAGUCCCGCCAAUCUACGGAAACAGUUGAAGUUCCACCGACACAGGUGCCUGCAAUUGUAAAGGCAGCAGAUCCGCCGGAAGCUGAAGACCGACACACCUUGCAGGAAAGCGACACUAACUUGGAUGCUGAAGAAAGUCCGUCGAGAGGCAAUUCUCCGAAGAAAAAUAAGAAACGCCGGCUGGCGCGCAAAGGUGCAGAGGAGACAGCUCCCAUACUCCGACAAAAAGCGAAGGAAAUAGGUAGUACCUUAAGCCAACAGAUCUGUAGCAACACGAAAGUGACACCAGUUUCUGUGGAGCGUUCCCCUUCUGCGCUGGAAAAACGAGACGUCCAAGGAAAACCCACAAAGAAAGCAUCCAACCACCCUCAAGAAACGAGUCACUCUCAUGAAGCUUCACUCGUCCCACCCACGACGACAACCUCAACCAGCUGGGCAGACGAAAGCGACCAUAACAAUCCCGACGCUGAAAUGACAGAAAUUUCAGAAACUAAGACAGACUGUAAGCUAGCCCCACAGCUUCUGGUACUGGACGCAACGGGGCGUCGGGACCCACGAAGAGAGGCAGCGUCUCCUGACGCUGCGUCGACGGCUGCCGAGUGGGCGCCAGACAAGGCGCUGCGGUGUCAGACUCCUUGGGGGUGCCCAAGGAAAGCGGCUGCAGGACAGGCUGCACAGCCACCGCUUGGGAAGGCGGCCCGGCUGAGGGGUCGACGUCCAUCAGCUCCGAAGGCGGUGGCGACUGAAGAGGGACCGCAGGCGCCGGAGCGACCACCUGGGGCGCUCCCGGAUGAAGCUGCGCGGGAGGCAUCAACGGGACGGGCUGUCGGCGUGGUAGCGGCGACGGCUGCUGCUGCUGCCCUGGGGGCGGCAGCGAAGUCGGAAGGCGCGGCUGGAACCCGCCGCGAACCAAAUCUGUGGACAAAGAACGAGCGGCAGAAUCCGGGCGGCCAGCGCGGCGCAACUGGUUCUGAUGCCUCCUGUGUACCCCAGUAG